Molecule: messenger RNA, 1176 nt
Organism: Colletotrichum aenigma
Lineage: Eukaryota; Fungi; Ascomycota; Sordariomycetes; Glomerellales; Glomerellaceae
Gene: HET-E1-6
Product: Vegetative incompatibility protein HET-E-1
Exons: 3
Coding region: 1-1176 (391 amino acids)
Source: RefSeq, a predicted model, not a curated record
AUGCCCAGCCAGGGUGGUACACGAAAGCGUCGACGCCUGACGAUGAACUCCGAAGCUCACGAUAACAGAACAACGCAAGUUCAAACGGAUGUGAACAACAUCGGCGCAGGUGCCCAGCACAACAACGUUGGAGCAGGCAAUCAGAACAAUAAUACGGGCUUGGGUACUCAAUACAAUGCGAAUAGCAUGAACUUUGUCAACAACGAGAAAGACAACUUUCUUGCCGAUUUGGGUGUCACCGACCCUCGCGACGACAAGAUGCGCAUCGAGCGUACCAAAGGCAACCUCCUGAAAGAUUCAUACCGCUGGAUCCUUGAACACGACGACUUUUGUCGAUGGCGAGCCGAAAAACGUCUGUUGUGGGUCAAAGGCAGUCCCGGCAAGGGAAAGACGAUGCUUUUGUGCGGCAUUAUCGACGAGCUGAUUGUGAUGGGUCACCAGUCGACCUUCUUCUUCUUUUGUCAAGCAACAGACGCACGACUCAAUACCGCGACACUCGUCCUCCGCGGUUUGCUUUAUCAUAUACUCGAUCAGAACCCCGUUCUCCUAAAACUUCUCCGCGGAAAGUAUGACAACGCAGGAGCUGGAAAGCGGCUUUUCGAGGACGUCAACAGCUGGGAUGUCUUGUGUAGAAUGAUGCUAUCAGCUGUUAGUCAUUCGACGCUACAUGACGUCGUCCUGGUCAUUGACGCCCUUGACGAAUGUACCUCGGGGCUUGACCAUCUCAUCAGCUUCAUUAUCGACUUACCAGCGCACGUAAAAGUUAUUGCGUCAAGUCGUCAUGAGUUGAGGAUGGACAGGGCACUAGCCGCCGCUCUGCAGGACACGAAGUUUUAUCUGUCCCUGGAGCUAAACGAGGACAUCAUCGCAGCAGCAGUAAACUGCUACAUAAGUCACAAAGUGGACAAGUUGGCAAGUCUAAAAGAUCUUGAGCACGAGACGAAGGCCGAGAUUCGCGAAUAUCUUGCUAGCAAAGCAAAUAACACGUUUUUAUGGGUUUCUUUGGUCUACGAGCAGUUAGCAGACAACCGAGUCGCUGAAAGGCAUAUCAAGAAAAAGCUGUACGAAUUCCCUCAAGGACUAGACUCGUUGUACAGACGCAUUCUUGAUACGAUCCUGGACUCUCUAGACGCACAAGAGUGUAGACAGAGCUGGCCCGCCUCCUCGACCAUGUAG